Messenger RNA from Perognathus longimembris pacificus (Pacific pocket mouse), 566 nucleotides. RefSeq names its product chromosome 23 C15orf62 homolog (gene C23H15orf62). The record is from RefSeq and is a predicted model, not a curated record. Bases 39 to 566 code for a protein of 175 amino acids. The transcript has a single exon. NCBI's taxonomy places the organism in Eukaryota, Metazoa, Chordata, Mammalia, Rodentia, Heteromyidae.
UCUGAGGGCCAGGCCUGUCUGCUGCCUCCGGGGGGUGCAUGGAGACCUGGAGGAAAGGCUCCUUCCGCAAUGCCUCCUUCUUCAAGCGGCUGAGCCUGGGGCGGCCCCGGCGGCUCCGGAGGCAGGGCAGCGUGCUCAGCCAGGCCAGCGCCGCGGGCGGCGACCACGAGGAGUACAGCAACCGCGAGGUCAUCCGCGAGCUGCGGGGGCGGCCGGAUGGCCGGCGUCUGCCCCUGUGGGGAGAUGAACACCCCCGGGCCACCCUGCUGGCCCCUCCCAAGCCCCCCCGUCUGUACCGAGAGAGCUCCAGCUGCCCCAACAUCCUGGAGCCCCCAGCCCCCUACGCGGCCGCCUACGCGGCCACCCUGCCCUCGGCGCUGUCCCUGGUGGGCCCCUUCCGCCAGUUCUCGGAGGAGGACCUCGCGGCCCCCCGCCCCUGCCCGGGGACGCCCGCGCCCGACCUCAGCGACCCCUUCUUCUCCUUCAAAGUGGACCUGGGGAUUUCGCUUUUGGAGGAAGUUCUGCAGAUGCUGCAGGAGCAGUUCCCCCGCGAGCCCCGCUGCUGA